Messenger RNA from Plasmodium malariae, 3732 nucleotides. It is a transcript of the gene VPS33, whose product is annotated as vacuolar protein sorting-associated protein 33, putative. The transcript has 2 exons. The record is from RefSeq and is a predicted model, not a curated record. Bases 1 to 3732 code for a protein of 1243 amino acids. Gene Ontology annotation, biological process: intracellular protein transport; vesicle-mediated transport. NCBI's taxonomy places the organism in Eukaryota, Apicomplexa, Aconoidasida, Haemosporida, Plasmodiidae.
AUGAACACCCUGACGGAGUUGAAGGAGCAGGAAAGGAUUCUGCUGUUAAACAUACUAAAGAAUUUCAAGGGGGAAAAAUGCUUAUUUUUUGAAAAGUCGCUGCAUAUCAUUUUGAAUGUUAUACUAAGUGAUGAAGAUAUAAAUAAAGAACAAUUUGAACAUAUAUUUUUCCUGAACAACGAAACAGAAUUAAUUAAUACAAAUAAAUUAAAUAAAAUAAGGAAUAUUUUAUUUUUUAUACGUCCAUAUUUUUACGAAAUUGAAGAAAUAUUUAAAAUAGUUGAAAAAAUUGAGAAAGGGAAAAUUACAGAUAAACAAUAUGUUUUUAUAUUUAUUCCCUACAUGACACAUAUGUGUAAAGAGAAAAUUUUGAAAAAUAAUGUUCUUGAUGUAAGUAUUAAAAUAAUUCUAUUUCCUCUUUAUUUUAUUCCUAUAUACAAUGAUGUGUAUAGUUUAGAAUUCAAAAAUUUAUUUAAAGAAUAUUAUGUAGAUAACGAUUUUAGUAACCUUAUAUUUUGUUCAUUCAGUUUAAUGUUUCUUCAAUACCUUUUUAAUGGGGUAUUUAAAAAUAUAAAAUCUUUGGGACAUUUGUCUCAAUUUAUUUCUGAACAGUUAAUAGAUUUAAGGAAAGAAAUUGUAGCUAGUAAUUUUAACAUUCAGGUACCAAAUAAUUUUGAUGAUGAUUUCUUUGAUAUACUAAGUAAUAUACAAAACUUCCAAGACUUAAAAUAUUUUAAAAAUUCAAAUGAACCAACAGUUGUACCAGUUAAAUAUGCUCUCCAUAAAAUAUUCCUAUCUGAAAAUAUGUACAAAAAAUAUGACCAAGCAAGGAAAAAAAAAAAAAAAAAAAAAAAAAAAAAAAAAAUUACUGUCAGUGGGAGCAAUAUGAACAAAAGUGUAAAUAUGAUAAAAAUGGCUAACUCAUAUGAGCAAAAGACAGAGUCAGUUGAGCAUAGCGGUUUUAUAAGAAGUUACAAUGGGGGAGUGAAAGAGAACGAAGUAGAGACAGGAGAGGAUCAUGCUGCGGGGAAACUUCAUCAAGACGGUUUAGCAACCCGGGGGCAUCGCCAAAUGAGGGUUAAAGGGGAAGAAGCAAAGCAUAUUGAAGGGGAGGAGAAUGAGGGAGAAGAGGAUGAAGAGGAUGAAGAAGAAGAAGAAGAAGAAGAAGAUGUGGAAGAAGCGGAUGAAGAAGAAGCAGAUGAAGAAGAAGCGGAUGAAGAAGAAGCGGAUGAAGAAGAAGCGGAUGAAGAAGAAGCGGAUGAAGAAGAUGAGGAUGAAGUAGAUGAUGAUGAAGUAGAUGAUGAUGAAGAAGAUGAUGAUGAAGAAGAUGAGGACGAUGGAGUCGAUGAGGAGGAAGAGGAAGAAAAGGAAGAUGAAGAUGGCGAAGCUGAUGCUGAUGUCGUUGAAGUAGGGAAAAAAAAAAUCGAGUAUGAGCAGAACUUCAAGAAAGCAUGUGAGGAAAAUGAGUAUUAUAAGCAUAAGGAAGGCUUAAAGAAUCGUGCACAGGGGAAAGUGAAAAUAAAAUAUAUCCAAGAAGAGGAGGAGGAGGAGGAGGAAGACGACAAUGACAGCUACAACGAUAAAAUCGAUGAGGAUAAGGGGGACGACAAUGACAACAACAGUAGUGACAAGCUUGAUUCCUGGUAUGGCGAAAAAGCUCUAAUUCCCGUAAUUAAAAGAGAACAGCACAUAUCGCAGAUGAACUCAAGUGGAAAAGAAGAUAAGAAAGAACAAAUAAAAAUGAAAGGAAAUUUAAAUAUUUUUGAUGGGAACAGAGAUACAGCUUCACGCAAUUCGAACAACGACAUUAGCAAUGGCAAUUCUUACUAUACAAGGAACACAUCUGUUGAUGGGGUUAACUAUAAGAAGGAUUAUUAUGAAGAUCGAACUAAUAUACUUUCAAGUAGAACAGAACAGAAGAAUUUUCUUGAACAGGAAAAGAAAAAGGAGUUGGGAGAACAUUAUAAACCGAACGAGAAAAGGAAGGAGUUGUCAAAAUUUGAAGAUAAUAAGUAUGUGUAUGAUAAUAUGAGAAUAUACUCAGAAAGGUUGUCUUCCUCAAAUAAAUCCUACUGCGCUGGAAUUACAAAAGAGGGAAGUGAAUCGAAGGGAAUAGAAAAAUUGAAAGAGAAAAACAUGGCUCAUUCUCGCUCCCCUAUGAUGGGAAAAGAGAAGAACCCACAGGAAGGUGAAACUAUUGGAGAGACAAUAGUAGUACCAGAAGAGCAAAGAAAGGGGAGGAAACAAGUGGGAGGAAAGGAAAAGGGGAAGAGAGAGGAAAGAACGAAAAAAAAGGGGAGAAACCUAAAAGGAAGGAAAAAAGAAGGGAGUAAUGUAAAAGGAGCUAUAGUAGAAGGGAACCAAGAGGACGCAAAUAACAAGGAAGACGAUGGGGUAGGAUACGCACCGAACUGCGCCGAUUUCAUGAACAAACUGGACAACACGAAAUUUUUUUUGAAAAAAAAGGACAGGGAAAAAUUAGAGAAGGAGGAAAAAAAAGAGAAAAAUUAUUUGCUAGAAAGAAUAGGAAUAAGCGAUUUCAAUUUCUUACUAAAUAUAUGCGAUGAUAUUGAUUCUUGUAUUAUAAUAGACAGGAAAAUGGAUAUGGUAACUCCAUUUUGCACCCCCUUUACUUAUGAAGGUUUACUUGAUCAUUUAUUUUGUAUUGAAAAUUUACAAAUAGAAAUCCCACGAUAUAUUAUAUUUAAUGAUGAUCAAAAUCCAUUGAGAAGAAAAAAAGAUAAGAACAGUGCAGAGGAUAUAAAUAGUAUGAAAAUAAGAGUAAAAUUAAAAAGUUCCGUAGAUGUGUUGUAUAAUGAUAUAAAAGAUUUGAAUCAAAAUGAUGUAGGUACCUUUUUACAUAAAAAAGCGAGUGAUAUUCAAAGAACGUAUAAAGAGAAAGAUUCCUUAAAAGAUAUAAAACAAAUAAAUGAAUACAUGAGAAAAUUUAAAGAAAAACAUUAUGAACAUAAUUCCGUAUCUACACAUGUUAACAUUGCUUCUUUCAUUUUAAGCACUAUUAAGAAGGAACACAGUUAUAAUAAAUUAAAAUUAGAAGAUGAAAUAAUACAAUUAAAUACAAACACAAAUAAAAGUGCCUUACUUACUAUUGCUCAAAAAAUUCAAUUAUUAAUAUACACAAAUGAAAGUAUAUUUGAAGUGUACAGGAUCUUAUGUCUCUUUUGUGUUAUAACUAACGGAUGUAAUGAAAGCUACAUAAAUGGAAUAAAAAAAGAUAUUAUAGAACAAUACGGAAUAAAUGAAUUAACAAGACUAAAUAAAUUGCAUCUUUGUAAUAUUCUAAAACAUCAAUCAAAACAAAAAUUUGUUUGGAACUAUUUAAAAAAUCAUUUCAAUUUAUUAUCUAAUGAAGAAAAUGAUAUAUCAUAUGUAUGUAAUGGUUAUGCACCAUUAUCGGUCCGAUUAAUUGAAUAUAUGGGAGUUGUUAAAAAUAACAUACAAGUCUUUCCAGAAAUUUUUAAUCUUCUCAAUGGACCAACUUUAGACAUUGUUCAAAAUGCAGUAGGAUUCGAUAAUAUUCUUGAUAUACCCAAAAAAAUAAACAAUAAAAAAAAAAAAAAAAAUGUAAUCCUUUUUUAUGUCGGUGGGAUUUCAUAUGCUGAAAUUGCUUCCAUUCGUAAAUUAAAUAAAAACAAUCAAAAUUAUAAUUAUUUAAUAUUUACAACAGAAAUUAUUAGUUCCAAAAAACUGCUUCAGUCCAUGAAUACCUAG